UGACUUGGAUUGACAUAGAGAGCUGCAGGAGGGUGACAUGAUCUCAAUAAAAGGAAUGCUCUGGCUGCUGGGUAGAGAAGAAAGCGAGGGUGAGGGAUUAAUGGUGGAGCCAGAGGGAGCCCAGUGAGUGCCGGGAGCCCAGGGUGGCAGAGCUGUGGUGCAGGGUUGCAGGGUCCUGGAGCUAGGCAUGGAGGCUGCUUUCGGGCAAGUGGCCUGGUCAGCCUGUCCUCGGAGAGGCGGUGAAGGCAGAGACUGGAAGGCAGAGAGCCUUGCCGACCUGUGGCCGAAGAGCUCUCCGGGAGACAGCCACCGGUGGUGCAAAGGCCCUGGGGCCGGCCCAGCCGGGCCGCAGCUCCGGGAGGCGGCGCGAGCGAGCAGUGGGCUGGGCGGUGGCGGCCGGCACCCGAGCCGGAUCCCGGCGAUUGCCUUACAAGACAUGCUGCUGCUGAAGAAACACACGGAGGACAUCAGCAGCGUCUACGAGAUCCGUGAGAGGCUCGGAUCGGGUGCCUUCUCCGAGGUGGUGCUGGCCCAGGAGCGGGGCUCCGCACACCUCGUGGCCCUCAAGUGCAUCCCCAAGAAGGCCCUCCGGGGCAAGGAGGCCCUGGUGGAGAAUGAGAUCGCAGUGCUCCGUAGGAUCAGUCACCCCAACAUCGUCGCUCUGGAGGAUGUCCACGAGAGCCCUUCCCACCUCUACCUGGCCAUGGAACUGGUGACGGGUGGCGAGCUGUUUGACCGCAUCAUGGAGCGCGGCUCCUACACAGAGAAGGAUGCCAGCCAUCUGGUGGGUCAGGUCCUUGGCGCCGUCUCCUACCUGCACAGCCUGGGGAUCGUGCACCGGGACCUCAAGCCCGAAAACCUCCUGUAUGCCACGCCCUUUGAGGACUCGAAGAUCAUGGUCUCUGACUUUGGACUCUCCAAAAUCCAGGCUGGCAACAUGCUAGGCACCGCCUGUGGGACCCCUGGAUAUGUGGCCCCAGAGCUCUUGGAGCAGAAACCCUACGGGAAGGCCGUAGAUGUGUGGGCCCUGGGCGUCAUCUCCUACAUCCUGCUGUGUGGGUACCCCCCCUUCUACGACGAGAGCGACCCUGAGCUCUUCAGCCAGAUCCUGAGGGCCAGCUAUGAGUUUGACUCUCCUUUCUGGGAUGACAUCUCAGAAUCAGCCAAAGACUUCAUCCGGCACCUUCUGGAGCGAGACCCCCAGAAGAGGUUCACCUGCCAACAGGCCUUGCAGCACCUUUGGAUCUCUGGGGACACAGCCUUCGACAGGGACAUCUUAGGCUCUGUCAGUGAGCAGAUCCGGAAGAACUUUGCUCGGACACACUGGAAGCGAGCCUUCAAUGCCACCUCGUUCCUGCGCCACAUCCGGAAGCUGGGGCAGAUCCCAGAGGGCGAGGGGGCCUCUGAGCAGGGCAUGGCCCGCCACAGCCACUCAGGCCUCCAUGCUGGCCAGCCCCCCAAGUGGUGAUGCCCAGGCAGAUGCCGAGGCCAAGUGGACUGACCCCCAGAUUUCCUUCCCUUGGAUGCUUUCGGUCCCCUCCCCCAACCCCUCCCCCUGGGGCUGGCCUCUGCUGGAUUUUGAGAUUUGAGGGUGUGGCGCAUGGCGCUGGGGUUGGAAUGGGGCACCCCCAAGUCUGUCCCCAGGCUCUGCCCUGCCUGGGGGCAGUGGCUCCCCUCCCCUGUUGCCUCUCCCGCCCCUGCCCCCCCGCCCCGCCAAAAGCCGAGGGGGUGCUGGCAGGCGGGCCUCGGGGGCUGUCUUUCCUGCACGGCUGUUGUGUGCUUCGCUGAGUGUGGGUGGUCCUGCUUGUGUCAUGGUCAUGGCCUUCCAGCCCCCUCCAGUUUUCCCCAAACCAAUAAAGAAAGAUACAGCAA
This is a messenger RNA of Pan troglodytes (chimpanzee), 1872 nucleotides long. It is a transcript of the gene PNCK, whose product is annotated as pregnancy up-regulated nonubiquitous CaM kinase. The record is from RefSeq and is a predicted model, not a curated record. NCBI's taxonomy places the organism in Eukaryota, Metazoa, Chordata, Mammalia, Primates, Hominidae. Gene Ontology annotation, molecular function: ATP binding; calcium/calmodulin-dependent protein kinase activity. Gene Ontology annotation, biological process: protein phosphorylation. Bases 188 to 1468 code for a protein of 426 amino acids. The transcript is spliced from 12 exons.